Messenger RNA from Hyposmocoma kahamanoa, 664 nucleotides. RefSeq lists its product as uncharacterized. The coding region runs from base 266 to 664 and encodes 132 amino acids. The transcript is spliced from 4 exons. NCBI's taxonomy places the organism in Eukaryota, Metazoa, Arthropoda, Insecta, Lepidoptera, Cosmopterigidae. The record is from RefSeq and is a predicted model, not a curated record.
GGUGCGGAGUGCGGCCCAGUGCGGGUGCAGGCAUAUCGCACGCAGAGACCGCGCGGGGCGCACGUCGUCGUCAACACUCGGCCGUACUCGCAUCGAAACUAUUCUCGCGGAUUCAGUUGCUCCAAAUUAAUUAAUGGUGAGAGUUUGUGUAUGACUGUGGAACUGUGCAUUUCUUUGGAAACGUAAGAAACAACGCUGCUGUUCAUUUUUGCCCUAACGUCCGGAGAUGCGCUCGAGUCUGCUCUGAAACACCAAAGCCAUCGGCAUGGCGUAUCGGUGUGGCCCAACGGCCAUCGGGAACCGCUCCUCGUGGGCACCGCUCUCGUCUCCUGUGGAAAAAACCUUCGACCGCCCUCUCAGCGGCAACUUCGACAGGAUAUUCAAUGCGUUUGAAAGAACCAACGCUUUUGAGUACGUCAGGAACUCAGUAGAAAAGGAAGAGCGUCACAUCGGUCAUGGGGACAUCGUGGUGAAUAGAAAGAUGAGCAGCAGUUUCGAGCGGGCGGAUUGCGCGCUGGCAGCGCAAACACCCUGCUCCGAGGAUGAAGACUUCUACAGAGAGAAGAUCCUAUAUUCGCAGGCGAGACAGCUGUUUCCGCUUCAGGAGGAUCUGGCUGACUGGAUCAAUAAGACUAUUGGUGAGUUGCAAGCAGAGUGGCGUUAA